AAGCAAAAUUGAAUCAAAUCCACUUCUCGUCAAGGUGUGUCAAGGAUGUCUGGACGAGGUAAGGGUGGCAAGGGUUUAGGCAAAGGAGGGGCAAAACGACAUCGCAAAGUCCUACGCGACAACAUCCAGGGGAUCACAAAACCGGCCAUCCGACGUUUGGCCCGUCGUGGUGGUGUCAAGCGUAUAUCUGGACUUAUCUACGAAGAAACUCGUGGAGUGUUGAAAGUAUUUUUGGAAAAUGUUAUUCGUGACGCAGUUACUUACACUGAACACGCCAAGCGAAAGACAGUGACGGCAAUGGAUGUUGUAUAUGCUCUGAAACGCCAAGGUCGCACUUUAUAUGGUUUUGGUGGUUAGUUUCUUGGGCUUCAAUACGAGAACGGUUAACGGCUCUUUCAAGGGCCAACACUGAUUGAUGUACAUAUUAAUUUUUCAUUUAUUAACAUGCAAAAUGUCUACUAUGGUGGCA
Messenger RNA from Heterobilharzia americana, 469 nucleotides. The record is from the annotation of a GenBank genome assembly. NCBI's taxonomy places the organism in Eukaryota, Metazoa, Platyhelminthes, Trematoda, Strigeidida, Schistosomatidae.